AGUAAAUAUAAUAAAAUAUUUUCAAAAUAAGUAGUUUUUUUAUGUCUUAACGUAAUACAAUACAAUGAGGCUAGCAUCUCAAUUUGCGCUGUGAUGGUAAAAUUAAUAGGUAACUUAUUUUAAGUGAAAAGGAGCGGGAUACAGUUUUCAUAUGCUAUCACGACCGGUAAGCAGCUGAUGAGGUUACAGUUGAUCGGACAAUUUUUUUUUAUGAAAGUUACUGUGAGGUUAAAUGAUUCAUUAAAUAUCUUCAUAAGUUACUUGUAUGUUCGUUACGUUCUCACUGCAAAACCAACCUGAAGUGUGAUUUCCGUUUAAACGACUGUAUUACCUCCAUGCAUUUGUGUGUACGGAUCGCCAGUAUUUUGUCUUGGUUUCUGGUAAUUGAAUAACAUACUCUCAAGAAAGAGAGCAAAGUGUGACUUCAUACCAAAUUUUUUGAGGCUUCCCUACAGAAGACAACAGUGUAGCUCUGUCUGCAACGAAAAUGCGUCCCAAACAGCUUUCAGAUGCUCCUUUUAUUUACGAAGAAGACAUGGCCGACAAAGAAGAUGUCGCGGAAAAGACUAUCGCGGAGGAUUUGGUUGUCACCAAAUAUAAAAUGGCUGGUGACAUCGUUAACAGGGUCCUGAGGCAAGUUAUUGAUAGAUGUGUUGCUGGUGCGUCUGUCAGAGAAAUAUGCGAGUUUGGGGACACACUUAUUUUGGAUGAAACAAGCAAAGUUUUCAAGAAAGAAAAGGAACUUAAGAAAGGAAUAGCAUUCCCCACAAGUGUGUCUGUGAAUAACUGUAUUUGCCAUUUUUCCCCCUCUCACGGUGAACCUGAUGUUGAACUGAAGAAUGAUGACAUGGUUAAAGUUGAUCUGGGUGCCCAUGUUGACGGCUUUAUUGCCGUUGUUGCCCACACGGUAGUAGUUGGUGCGAAUCGCAAUAAUAAGGUGAAAGGUCGCAAAGCAGAUGUAGUGUUGGCAGCUCAUUAUGCAUCACAGGCAGCUCUGAGGCUUUUGAAACCAGGAAAUGAGACAUUUGCUGUAACAGAUGCUGUGCAGAAGGUGUGCGAGGCAUACAAGUGCAAACCAAUUGAGGGCAUGCUGAGCCAUCAGUUAAAGCAGUUUAAAAUCGAUGGUGAGAAGACGAUCAUACAGAAUCCGAAUGAUGCCCAGAAGAAAGAGCAGGAGAAAUUUGAGUUUGCUACACAUGAAGUUUAUGCAAUGGACGUGCUCGUUAGUACAGGGGAAGGAAUAGGCAAGGAGACUGCUACUAGAGUUACCAUAUACAAGAAGACAGACGAGACAUACCAGUUGAAGCUGAAGACUUCAAGAACAUUCUUUAGCGAAGUUAGUCACAAGUAUGGAACCAUGCCAUUCAAUCUCCGUGGAUUUGAAGAUGACAAAAAAGCAAAAUUAGGUGUAAUGGAAUGUGUGAAUCACAAACUGAUUGAACCUUUCCAGGUGCUUUAUGAAAAGUCGGGUGAAUUCGUUGCUCACUUUAAGUUCACUGUGUUACUCAUGCCUAAUGGUCCUCAUCGCAUAACGGGAUUGCCAUUCGAACAGGAGCUUUAUCAGUCGGAACUUAAUGUGGAUGACCCAGAUUUGAAGGCCCUGUUGAAUACCUCUGCUAAUCCCAAGACAGCAAAGAAGAAGAAAAAGAAGGCAGAAAAGGCAAUUUUAAAUGACGCGCCUGUAGAGGUUGAGGGAGAAGCAUAACAUUUGUGCUUUUUUAAAAAAUGUGGCUUGGAUAAUUGGUUCUGUGAACUUCAAAGAAAUUUGUUCUGGACUUCGAAUCGUGGAACGAGAUUACCACUGAGCACUUUUAGUGUCAAUCUUCCUGGACAUCUGUUAGUUGGAGGAGAUAUGUACUUGCUUUUUGCCCUUCCUUUAAAGAAAAGAGAAAUUGUUAACGUGUUGUGGCGUUAAAAUCUAACCUCUAAACUCCUUCAGCCUUCUGUUUUCGUAUGUGUGAGUGUGACGAAAAGAAAAAUCCAUUACAUCAGAAUCUGUAAUGGGUAUGUGCAGUGGCUUUCCUGUGAAAGCUAAUAAAGUUUUAUUUUAUUCUGAAACUACAGCGAGAGUUCUCGUAGUUGUGUGCAUAUUUUGUUUGCAGGCAGUUGUGUGCGUAAUAAAUCUGUCACUUUUUACAAACUGUUGAAACAGUGAAAAAAUUACUUUGUCCCAGAAACUUUGGUGGACAGGAGUCUUCUUGUUUUUCUUUUAGACAAGAUAAAAUAACAAUGUGAUAUAUAGGUACUCAAUGACAUGAAUUCACAUUAGGCACUUGUCUUUCCAGGGAAGCGUAGCAUGGAAUGUGAAGUUUGGUUACUGCCUGUAAAUAACAUGAUACAAGGAUUUUUUUAUUUUUCAUUAUGCUUCAUUUACACUGUAGUAUGCUUGGUGUACUUUUUUCCUGUUGUGUGUACUUACAGAAAUUUGGGUUAACUGAGAAUGUGUCUAUGUGGAAUGUAUUUUCUUUUUAAGAAUAUUGCUCUGUACAACCAUUAGAUAAGUUUGUGGACACUAAUGUAAUUAAAGUAUUACUAUUUUUCAACUGAGAAAAAUGCUCUCAGGAGGAGAAGGCAUUGAAUUUGAAGGUGUGUGCAAGUAAACGAGCUAAUGGUACCUCCAGCCCAGUCAGAUUUUGCAACUUAUAAUAGGAGCCUCAUGCACAAUAAGUGAUAUUGACUAAUUAUUUGUUAUUUCUUGGUUAGGUUUUGGUUUGAGAUUUGUGCGAUCUCUUAGUAAUAUGUGAUAGUUUGAGUGAGUCAUAAAAAAGUGCUUGUGUUGGAAUCCAAAUAGUUGUAUUUUUUAAUACCAGAAAACUAAAUUUCUUUUGAGGAAGAGAGAAUUGAUUAAAUGUUGUCUGUGUUUAAUUUUUGA
Schistocerca gregaria is the source of this 2872-nucleotide messenger RNA. RefSeq names its product proliferation-associated protein 2G4. The record is from RefSeq and is a predicted model, not a curated record. The transcript is spliced from 9 exons. NCBI's taxonomy places the organism in Eukaryota, Metazoa, Arthropoda, Insecta, Orthoptera, Acrididae. The coding region runs from base 488 to 1705 and encodes 405 amino acids.